AUGCCUCCUCUCACCAUCUCCGACAUUGACACCCAGCGAGCAAAUUCUGGCCUGCUUUCCACAACAGUCGCUGGAUAUACAUCAUCGGAUUUAUUCAAAUCCUCAAACUCCAAUCGUCAUGCUGAAAGCAGAUCGUUACACCAUCGAUUGAGUGUCGAGAGUCGCAACUUCUUUGGCUCCGAACUCAAGAAGUCUUCCAAUCAGGUGUUUAAAACCCACAUGAUUCCCCUAGGUACUGGGCGACCAACCUCGGAAUUUUAUCCGUGGGACUCCGUCACAAUUUAUAAAACCCCGAUUCGCCGCGAAAUAAGCUCUGCCUGUAGUACUAACAAUGCUAAUAUGCUUCCCGAGUCUCGCACGAUUGCCAAGAAGGGAGGUGAUUAUGACAUUGCUAGAGGUCUCAACUACAGCCAUGCCGCUGGUUUGCCAGCAUUGCUCCGGUUCGUAACUGAGCAUGUAGAGCUUGUUCACAAUCCUCCAUAUAAGAACUGGGCUACAUGUCUCAGCUGCGGGUCGACAUCUGCGCUUGAAGUCGCUUUGCGGAUCUUCUGCAAUCGGGGAGACUCUAUUCUGACAGAAAGUUAUACGUAUCCUGGGGCUGUAGCAGUUGCACAUCUACUCGGCGUACAUACCAUUGGAAUUGAAAUGGACGCUUUCGGGCUAAUGCCUGAUUCCUUGGAGCGAACACUCCGCACUUGGGAUGAGUCUCGAGGACCUCGGCCUACGGUCCUCUACACGAUUCCAUCGGGACAAAAUCCAACAGGUGUAACCCAAUCACUGCAGCGAAAAAACGAUAUUUACCAAGUAGCGGAAGAUUAUGAUUUGGUUGUCAUCGAAGACGAUCCGUAUUACUUCCUUUGCAUGGAUCUAGGCCUUGAUACAGUCGAAAAGUUAAACAGUGCCGAUCGAGACGCCUUGGCCACAGCAUCAGGUUACCUUGCUAGUCUGCCUUCAUCUUUGCUAGCCCUUGACAUAUCUGGCCGUAUUGUCAGACUCGACUCGUUUUCCAAAAUCCUUACACCAGGACUUCGUGCUGGCUGGGUGACUGCCAGUGAUCAGAUCAUCGACAAGUUCAUUGCGUAUUACGAAGUUAGCACCGUGGCAGUAAGUGGGCCAACGCAAUUGAUGCUCUUGGAUCUUCUUGAUACCACCUGGGGUCAUCUCGGAUUCUUCUCCUGGUUGGACCAGCUGUCUAUACAAUAUCGCAGUCGACUGAGGAUCUUGCUCAACGCCUGUGACCAAUAUUUUCCGAAAGAAGUCUGCAAAUGGACACCGCCUCAGAAUGGAAUGUUUCUUUGGACAAGUCUCGAUUUAAGGAAACAUCCAAUCAUACUCUCUAGGGACCAGAAAGAACAUAAUUUAUCGCCUGCAGAUAACCCGGCUUGUGAUAUCGAGGCUAGGAUAUUAGCUAAAGCCUUGGAAAAGGGGGUCCAAAUCACUAUGGGUUCAUUGUUUAGUACAAAUCAGACCCCUAUAACCAAGGUUUAUUUUCGUAUGACAUUUGCAGCAGCAGAUGAAUCCGAAAUUGAAGUUGGUAUUGAGAAGGUUGCUAGUGUGAUCAGGGAGGAGUUUGCUAUAGACACAUUCUAUAAAGAGAUCAGGGAAGAGGGGUCAAGUUAA
Molecule: messenger RNA, 1620 nt
Organism: Lachnellula hyalina
Lineage: Eukaryota; Fungi; Ascomycota; Leotiomycetes; Helotiales; Lachnaceae
Gene: swnA
Product: Aminotransferase
Exons: 1
Coding region: 1-1620 (539 amino acids)
Biological process (GO): aromatic amino acid catabolic process; L-tyrosine biosynthetic process
Molecular function (GO): aromatic-amino-acid:2-oxoglutarate transaminase activity; L-2-aminoadipate:2-oxoglutarate transaminase activity; pyridoxal phosphate binding
Source: RefSeq, a predicted model, not a curated record